Molecule: messenger RNA, 1707 nt
Organism: Rana temporaria (common frog)
Lineage: Eukaryota; Metazoa; Chordata; Amphibia; Anura; Ranidae
Product: myoD family inhibitor-like
Exons: 4
Coding region: 1008-1526 (172 amino acids)
Source: RefSeq, a predicted model, not a curated record
UUUUUCUCUCUAGCUUAUUGCUAUGCACCCCACUCCUGAUGACUGGCUUUAAACGCCAAGAAACGCGUUGAGUCUAUGCUCGGGGAUGCCAAGAUCAAGCUUGCCCAAUUAUGUGUUUUAUCACCAUUUUGUUUUCAUCUACCCAUUUUAUUGGAUAAUCGUGUCUACUGUAUCUAUAUGUCAAUUUAUUGUGAUUGCUUUUAAUGGUCAUGUCCUGGAUUUUGAAUAUUUUUUAUAUCAAUGUUAUUAUGACUACAUGUAUUAUGCCUUUGUAUGCAUGAUCUCUGUAUUAUAUAUUAUGAUACAUAUUACAUUAUUAAGUUUACUUUUGACUCCUUCAAUUUCUUUUUCGGAUUGAUCACCAAGCAAUUUCUUCUGACCACAGAGAUUUCCCUUGAUGGGACUGUGAUAGAUCUUUUACUGUUGAUAUCCUUAACAAUUUUACAAACCCGUCCAUGCCCCAUUUAAAGUCCCAUGACCCAAUUUUUCUUGUUCUUUGAAGCUGAACAAGUUCAAUAUAACAGCACAAGAACAAGCAUUAUCUGGGAAUGGGAGGUUUGCAGCUUCAGUCUGAGGCUUUUCACACAGGUAACUGCCAUCUACAGUACACCGACCAAUCAGAAAUCCUCAUUCAGACUGCUUUAAACUGCCAAAGUUAUCAGCUGUAGGCUCUCGCACAUUGCUGCAUUUUACGCUGCUGAUCAGUUUUUACAUCAAACACAUUUUGAUCACACUGUGUGUGUUGCUGCUUUCCUGUUAUUGUGUAAAUUAUCUCUUUCCAACUUCCAUAUCCCUCUCAUCUCUCCAUCUAUCUCUCCCUCCCUCUCUCCUCUCAGGAUAUAGUGACGCCAACGAAUGCUUUUUAACACCAUCCACAGUUUAAUGAUGUGAGUGGAAGAGAAGAGAGUGUGAAUGCCGACACCAGCUCUGCGUGGAGGAAAAUACUACAGUGGUUCAUCGCUGCUACAGUCCGCUGCACUCCCUGCAUCUCAUAGAGUGGUCAGAAGAUGAGUGAAAGUGAAGCCACCAGCCCCAAGACUUUAGUGAGAAAUUCAGAACGCCUUCCUGCUGCAAAAAAAUCAGCAAAAGUUCACUUUGGGGAAAACAUAAUAGAGCAAGCGGAUAUUCAGACAGUAACAGAGCCUCCACUUCAGCAAGUUCAUAGAGGAACACAACCCUGCAAGAAACCAAAGUCAUCCCAUAGGACCUCCAAAAGGAGCAGCUUGCAGAGUCCUCAGCUGUCCGCCAGCCACAUAGAACAGGCUGCUGGAGAUGACAGGUGUGCCCGCUGCCUCUUGGCUUGGCUGUUCUGUGAGCUCUCCAUCCUGUGCUCCAGUCUCCUCGGAUGUGUCAGCUGUGGCCUAUGCAGUGAAAGGAUUCUCUGUGGAUGUCUGUGUCCUGAUGGGUUAUGCUGUUCCAGGCUAAUGCCCUGUGACCCCGGAUGCGCCAUACUGAAUGAGGGCUGCCGCUCCUCAGACUGUCUGGACAUAUGCCAGGAAUGUUGCUCCCUGUGCUUCGCCUCCUGAUCAAAUCUACUCUGAGACCCUUCUGAUCAAUAAAGAACCACUGAACUUCUAGAUGAUGGCACACACAGUCAGAUAUUGUUCCAAUUUUAUUUGUCAGAUUAUGCAAUUCUGCCAACAAUUGUGCAGUGUGAGUUUCUACCUGUCUGGAUACUAUUUGGAUAGAGUUAAUAGGCAGAUAACU